Messenger RNA from Dromaius novaehollandiae (emu), 3513 nucleotides. RefSeq names its product even-skipped homeobox 1 (gene EVX1). Lineage: Eukaryota; Metazoa; Chordata; Aves; Casuariiformes; Dromaiidae. The transcript is spliced from 3 exons. Gene Ontology annotation, biological process: regulation of transcription by RNA polymerase II. Gene Ontology annotation, molecular function: RNA polymerase II cis-regulatory region sequence-specific DNA binding; DNA-binding transcription factor activity, RNA polymerase II-specific. Gene Ontology annotation, cellular component: nucleus. The record is from RefSeq and is a predicted model, not a curated record. Bases 673 to 1884 code for a protein of 403 amino acids.
AAGGUUAGCAGCACAUUUCCUUAUCCUCGUUUGCAAAGGAUUCCUAAAGCCUUAUAUAUGCAGUUAUGCGGAAGCUGAUUGCCAGCAAUAAAUAAUACAUCGAGGGAAGAGGCUGAAGUACCUUCUCACUUCCAAAAUGCAGCUAGGGAUCUUCGCCUCAAUUUUACAUCAAGGUUGUGCCUUAAAGCAAUCAAAAGGCUGCUCAAUUGUCAAGCAAGGCUUCCCCCUGCGGAACUCUAUCCGCAUGUUACAACCUCUUUGCCGCUCAACUCCAUAUGCAUCUCUUUUUCACACUUCCCUCUCCAUGUCGGGCUCCUACACCUGGUGCAUCACGCAUUUAGCCCAUUAGCUCCGGCUCUUCCUUUCAUCUUCCCCAUGGCAGACGUUUCUAUUUAUCCACUGGCAAUCAAUGUGUGGCGUCACCAGUGGUACUGUAAUGACGACUGCACCAUUGAGGAUGACAGCUUAGAAAGAAGAGGGCAAUGGUGAUCCCUCCCAGAGCAACACAGCACAGUGUAGCGCUCGCAUCACAAGGUCACCCUAUCUUACCGCCUGCUCCUCUGCUUUGGCAGGAGAGGGCUGCUGGGUUUGCACAAGGCUGGGGCGGCAGUGGGAGGGAGGGGGGGGGAAGAGAUCGGGAUUUUUUUCCCCCCUCCCUUAAGCAGAGCCACAAUGGAGACCAGGAAGGAGAUGGUGAUGUUUCUGGAAGGGACACAACUUGGCGCUCUGGUUGGCAAGAGGGUGCCUAAUUUGUCCGAAGCAGUGGGGAGCCCCGCUCCAGAGCCACAGGAGAAGAUGAUCCAUCGGAACUGCCUCAGCCCCAGACCUGGCCCCUUGUCGUCCCGGGAGAGAGGAGGAGGAGGAGGAGGAGGUGGCGGAGGCGAAGAAGAAGAGGAGGUCGAGGUGCUGCCAGGGACAGGGACGGUGGCGGAGAGCCGCUCGGCGGCGGCAGCACUGCUCUCGGCCGGACAGCAGCCCCCCGCCCCGGAGCCCCCCUCCAGCAAAGGGCAGCAGAGCAGCUCGGACACCGAAUCGGAUUUCUAUGAGGAAAUCGAGGUGAGCUGCACCCCGGACUGCGCCACCGGGAGCGCCGAGUACCAGCACAGCAAAGGGCCCUGCUCCGAGGCGCUGACCGGCAGCCCCAGCAGCGGCGGGGAGCACCCCAAGGGCGGCGGCGGCCCCCCGGGCUCGCUGGCCUGCAGCGCCAGCGACCAGAUGCGCCGCUACCGCACCGCCUUCACCCGCGAGCAGAUCGCCCGGCUGGAGAAGGAGUUUUACCGAGAGAACUACGUGUCCAGGCCCCGGAGAUGUGAACUGGCGGCUGCUCUAAAUCUGCCAGAAACCACCAUCAAGGUCUGGUUCCAGAACCGCCGCAUGAAGGACAAGCGGCAGCGCCUGGCCAUGACCUGGCCUCACCCGGCGGACCCGGCUUUUUACACCUACAUGAUGAGCCACGCCGCGGCCACCGGCAACCUGCCCUACCCCUUCCCGUCCCACCUGCCCCUGCCCUACUACUCCCACAUGGGCCUCGGAGCCACCUCGGCCUCCGCCGCCGCUCCCUUCAGCACCCCGCUGAGGCCGCUGGACACCUUCAGGGUGCUGUCGCACCCCUACCCGCGGCCGGAGCUGCUGUGCGCCUUCAGACACCCGUCCCUGUACCCCGGCCCGGCGCACGGACUCGGCGGCGCCGGCGGCAGCCCCUGCUCCUGCCUGGCUUGCCACAGCAGCCAGCCCAACGGGCUGGCACAGAGACCCUCCGGCUCAGACUUUACCUGCUCAGCCACCACCAGGACUGACUCCUUCCUCACUUUCACGCCCUCCGUGCUGAGCAAAGCCACCUCAGUUUCCAUGGACCAGCGGGAAGAAGUACCUUUAACGAGAUAAACGUUCGUCUCAGGUUUAUUAAAAAUGCGCCUUUCCUGGGCUCGCUUCGAGUUAAUGUACCUACAUCCGAUGUUUAUUUAAGAGUGUUCUCUCCCCAGAAGUGGACACCUACGGAAAAAGAGAAAAGACUAAAAAUAGCUCAGUCUUACAAGGAUUUACAUUCCAAGGGAAGGAAAAAAGAGAAUGAAGAAAUGACAAGUGAUUUAUCUCUAAAACGGAUUUCGGGCGCAGACGAGAAACAAAACCCAAACCGAAUGAAACACACUUCGAUAACCCAUAGAAAUGAGCGGGGACUUUCUUUUCCACGGACAGACUUCCUACCAAGGGCUGGGACUUCUGCAGAUCACAACAGCAAACUUCAUGCACAAACCUACGAGACUGAGAAAGAAAAUCUGAAACACUUGAAAGAAGCAUUAUCCUGACAACGAAAUGGCUUGUGCACGUGAAGAAAGCAAAGAUGAAUCUACCAGAGUGUUCAGAAAAUAAAAACAACGAGCAAACAGCAAAAACAAAAGGUUUCUGGAUUGCAGCUCAACAGUAUUAUCCAGUUAUUUCUAUAGAGAAAAAUAAUGCUUUACCAUAAAGAAAAACUGACAUUCUGUACAUUACUUUCGUGGCUUAAUUGCAUUCUUUACUAUCCCGUUGUCUCCUCCUUCGUUCUGAGCAGAAAUCCAGCAUUUCGUCUCCUCUUUCAUUCCAACUUUUAUUUUUAAGAGGCAGACUGGAAUUGGCAGGGAAAAAUACGAGCUCCUGCCUCUUUAUGGGUCAGAGCUAUUUGUCCUUUAAAUAACAAUGUCCUAUUAUCAGUCGCUGAAAUGUGCACACACUGACAAAAUUAGCAAGUGAUGUAUAUGUAAGGAGGAUUUUUGAAUAUCGAAUGUAUAAUGUUUGAGCAGAGACCCUGUGCCAAACGCUAACAAGCCGCCAAGGGAAGAGAUUAGGUGACAGGGAGCAGAACUCCUUCAGACAAUCACUAGUCUGCAAAUUGGAGCAGAGGCGAUUUCCCUUCCUUUGUACUUCAGCCUUUAGUUCUCUCACCGACUUCUCUUUGCAGCGUUCUUUUUUUUUUUUUUUUUUUUUUUUAUUCAAGUGUUGGGUUUUGUGUUUCCUUCCCCACCUCUAAUCUUUGCAUUUGUAUAUGUCCUUCACACUAGUCGCCCUUCCUUCUUGGGGAUAAUUUCUUUCAGCAGCCCUCCCCCCACCUUUUCCCUUCAGGUAUUUCGGAAGGAGGAAGCGCUAUGGCUUUUUCGUGGAUUUCUGCCCGUGUGGAGCACAGCCGUCAACCUAAAAUUUAAAAAACAAACACAGACACCGGACCGGGCUACUGGGCUAGUAAUUUAUUCCAAAACCGAAAUUGUUUAUUUCACUCUAUUUUUUAAAUAGCCCAAAGAAUACGCUGUUACAAUUUGUUACCAUGCCGCAAUAAAAAUUAUAACAACAAUAACAAUAAUAAUAAUAAUGACAGGCAUUUUAACAACGCAUCACCCACCUUUUAUUGUGCUUGAUUAAAAAAAGUAAAAAUACUGGUUAAGACGAAUUUCACCUUCGUCUAGUUUCUAAUAGUUACAGUUCAACGAGCAGGAAAAUAAAUGCUGGACAGAACAAAGACGUGUUGACACCUCCGCUAUC